AUGGCUGAAGCUUUCGUAAUUUUAACUGGUGAAACCCAAGCAAAAUCUCCAGCUAUUUCAUUUAUAAAUUCAAAUAAAGGAAAACCUCUACUAGUUGCCGAUGAAUAUACUUUUAAAUUAAGUAAAGCAACAACAACUACUAAGUAUUGGAUAUGCACUAUUAAUGGUUGUGCAGCUAACGUGCAUACUGAUUCAAAUAAUCGAUUGAUAAAAACUGUUGGCGAUCAUAAUCAGUUUCCAGAAAAAGAAAAACUUGAGGUUCAUGAAGUUCGUGAAAAAAUAACAUCUUUUUUUAAAUUCUUUUUUAUAUUUUUCUCAGUGCUAACAUUUUAA
Rotaria socialis is the source of this 333-nucleotide messenger RNA. Lineage: Eukaryota; Metazoa; Rotifera; Eurotatoria; Philodinida; Philodinidae. The record is from the annotation of a GenBank genome assembly.